This is a messenger RNA of Penicillium cinerascens, 1809 nucleotides long. RefSeq names its product amidase. The transcript has 3 exons. Bases 1 to 1809 code for a protein of 602 amino acids. Gene Ontology annotation, molecular function: catalytic activity. The record is from RefSeq and is a predicted model, not a curated record. Lineage: Eukaryota; Fungi; Ascomycota; Eurotiomycetes; Eurotiales; Aspergillaceae.
AUGAGCACCGACAGUAGCUCCUUCCUGAACUAUCCUCCGCCUCGCGAGGGCCCUGCAGUGCCCUACGAGAAUGAGACCCAGUCUAUCCCGGUCUUCCGAGGCACUACGCUAGCGGUUGGCGCAACCUUAAUCCACAAUAUCGGUUUCAUUCAGAGCCACUUCUGGCGCAAUGCUGGCUUCGACGUCAUCCGCAAAAUCCCUCACCUUCAUCAAUACCCCGGCCGUUACGAUCCCACCGUGAUUCCCGUGGACAAUUCCUCUGGCGAUGCGCCGACUCCUGCCGUGGGGAAGAGAAAGGGUUCGGGUGGCUACUACACCUCCGCCGACUACCACGCGCUGUAUUCCUCCGGUGAUCUGACACCGACGGCGGUCGUCGAGGCGCUCCUACCUCUAAUCCGUCGCGACGCUAAGCCCCCUGGAAAGCACUCAACGGCAUUCCUCGAGUCGCAGGCCGAGAUUAUCCGAGCGGCAGCAGAGGCUUCUACCGAGAGAUAUAAGAAGGGCCAGCCUCUAGGCCCGCUUGACGGUGUCCCGGUGGCGAUUAAAGAUGAAGUGCACAUCACUGGGUACAAGCGUACCUUGGGAACGAAGCUCGAUUUCAAGGCUGGCACUGAUGCUACUUCUUGGUGUGUUCAACAAUGGCAAGAUGCCGGCGCAAUUGUGAUUGGCAAGACCACCAUGCACGAAUUGGGUCUAGACACAACUAACAACAAUCCUAUCUACGGUACACCCAAGAACCCUCACAAUAAGGAAUACUAUUGUGGUGGCUCUUCUGGAGGAUCUGGAUAUGCCGUCGGUGCCGGAUUGGUCCCCAUCGCACUUGGUGCUGAUGGCGGUGGCUCGAUCCGCAUUCCGUCCUCUUUCUGCGGUAUUUGGGGAUUGAAGACUACACACGGUCGCGUGUCUGGAGCACCGUCCAUGAGCCUGGCGCCCACCGUCGGUGUUCUCGGGCCCAUGGCCGCGAGCAUCGAUGACCUGGCCCUUGCUUACCGGGUCAUGGCAGCCCCGGCCCCAGCAUCGCAAGACCCCAUCUCAUCACAGUUCCCCAACCCAGUGCCCCUCUCAUCUGAUCGCAAGAGAACUAAGACAAUUGGUGUCGUUCCCGACUGGAUUGACCGCGCCGAGGCACCCGUUCGCGCUGUGUUCGACACUGCCCUGGAUUACUAUCGCCAGAACGGCUAUGAUGUCAUCGAUAUCAAGAUUCCUUACCUACCUGAAGGCCAGCGUGCCCAUAUCUUGACUAUCAUGGCUGAAAUUGCAUCUGGUCUGGACGCGCGCCAGAUUCGACACCUCACAGCCCCGAACAAGGUCCUGGUCUCCAUGGGCAUGUGGCAAAUCACUGCCCAGGACUUGCUUGCAUCACAACGUCUGCGUAACCUGUUAAUGACGCACCUUGCACACCUUUUCAAGACUCACCCUGGACUGAUGAUUCUCUCCCCGACAACGCCUCUCCCUGGAUGGCACAUCGAUGGCGGCGAAUCUGACCUUGCUCGCGGUUUGUCUGACGGCAAGACUUCUGUUCGGAACAUGGAGUAUGUCUGGCUGGCUAACUUCAUGGGCUGCCCUGCCAUCACCUGCCCCGCCGGAUACGACCGUGAUAGCGGCGUUCCAAUUGGCUUGAUGGCAAUGAGCGAAUGGGGCACCGAGGAAGAUUUGUUUGAUUUUGCUCGGGAUGGCGAGGGUGUCUUGGACUUGCCUGCCAAUAAGCCCCCGUUUGAGAGCCAGGAAGCCUCGGAUUCCAAGGGACUUCGUGUCCCACUAUCGAAGGACUCGAACUGGGAGGACGUCAUUGCUUUGGCUAAGGCGUGA